CAAGAUACCAACCAUGAGCUCCAGCCAGGCAGGGGUCUGCCCAUGCCAGGGCUCUGCAGGCCGCCCGACCAUUCUGUAUGCACUUCUGAGCCCCAGCCCCAGCCCCAGUCCCAGGAGCAUGCCCAUUGCGCCCGCGUCUCGCAGCCACUGCCUGUGCCAGCAACACCGGCCUGUGCGUCUGUGUGCCCCGCAUCGCACCUGCAGGGAGGCCUUGGAUGUCCUGGCGAAGACAGUAGCCUUCCUCAGAAACCUGCCUUCCUUCUGCCACCUGCCGCAUGAGGAUCAGCGGCGGCUGCUGGAAGGCUGCUGGGGCCCUCUCUUCUUGCUCGGGCUGGCCCAGGAUACUGUGACCUUUGAGGUGGCAGAGGCUCCGGUGCCCAGUAUACUUAAACAGAUCCUGCUAGAGGAACCCAGCAGUGGGGCCCAGGGCGUCCAGUCACCAGACCGGCCACAACCCUCCCUGGCUGCUGUGCAGUGGCUGCAGCGCUGCCUGGAAUCUUUCUGGAGCCUUGAGCUGGGUCCCACGGAGUAUGCAUACCUGAAGGGUACUAUACUCUUCAACCCAGACGUGCCAGGCCUCCAUGCCUCCUGCCACAUUGCGCAUCUGCAGCAGGAGGCUCACUGGGCAUUGUGUGAAGUCCUGGAGCCCUGGUACCCAGCAUGCCAAGGCCGCCUGGCCCGAAUCCUCCUCAUGGCCUCUGCCCUCAAGAACAUUCCCUGCACCCUUCUGGUAGAUCUCUUCUUCCGCCCUAUCAUCGGAGAUGUUGACAUCACCGAACUGCUGGAAGACAUGCUUUUGCUGAGGUGACCUGAAGAAUGGGGUCCCGCCAAAGGGGAGCCCCCGGCUUGGACUUCCUUGGUUUGGAUACAGUGUAUGUAUACUACUAACUGUCCAGCAAGUCCUUGAUGGCUCCCAACCGGGCCGAAAUGCCUUUCCCUUCCUGGGUAGGAAUGGGAGCUGGAGGCUGUACUUCAGGCCAGAAUCCCUCCUGACUUUGUAUAGAACUAAAUUAAGUUAUUGGUUUUUUUAAUAAAA
This is a messenger RNA of Apodemus sylvaticus (European woodmouse), 1036 nucleotides long. It is a transcript of the gene Nr0b2, whose product is annotated as nuclear receptor subfamily 0 group B member 2. Bases 14 to 808 code for a protein of 264 amino acids. Gene Ontology annotation, molecular function: transcription factor binding; transcription corepressor activity. The transcript has 2 exons. NCBI's taxonomy places the organism in Eukaryota, Metazoa, Chordata, Mammalia, Rodentia, Muridae. Gene Ontology annotation, biological process: negative regulation of transcription by RNA polymerase II; circadian rhythm. The record is from RefSeq and is a predicted model, not a curated record. Gene Ontology annotation, cellular component: cytoplasm; nucleus.